AUGGGAAUACGAAGCAGACUGGCUGGGCUCGGCCAGCACGUUCGACUAAAGGGCAAUGAAGCUAAACAUGAGCAGACGGAUGCUUGGAGUAACCGCGAUUUAAUACCUUUGCCGCCGGAUAGACGAACAUGGGGAUCCUUCAAUUACUACGGGUUCUGGGCCAUUGCUAGCCUGAAUGUCGCCAACUGGCAGACCCCAAGCACUUACCUCAUCUAUAACGACAAGAUCGAGAUCGCACAGGCGGACAAUGGAUAG
Messenger RNA from Parastagonospora nodorum SN15, 255 nucleotides. RefSeq lists its product as hypothetical. The record is from RefSeq and is a predicted model, not a curated record. The transcript is spliced from 2 exons. The coding region runs from base 1 to 255 and encodes 84 amino acids. NCBI's taxonomy places the organism in Eukaryota, Fungi, Ascomycota, Dothideomycetes, Pleosporales, Phaeosphaeriaceae.